CGACUCGACUGAGAAGGAAGAAGAAAUGAGGACUGUCUUCAUGAGGACCCACUGAAUGAGGACACUUGGCAUUGUAAAAAAUGCCCACCGCUCCCUACCCCCUGUGGGAGAGCCCUUUCACACAUGUAAUUAGGGAAGCACAGAUAAACGCGUUCUGCUUAAACGGCUUCCGUACCCAACGUAUUAUGUCAUCCCCGUAACAGAGACCCAAAAAAGAAAAAAAAAAAAUGGUCAUCUUGCGUGAACCCUUAGCUAAACACGCUAAAGAAGAGAGCAAACAAAUUAGGGGCUUCCCUACGUGAACCCUACAGUGAAAUUACUUCAAACAGUUUAUUCGCAUGAUCGGCGAUAGAUUGACCCCCCAUUGGCAAAAAUGAUUUUGGAGAUCGUCCCCCUGUACAGUCACAAGUUUUACAGCACACUGCUGAUAAUUAAAGACCUGGAUGCUUCCAAUAGGGGAUGCAAGUUGAAUGAACUUUUGCAGGAUGGCGAUAAGGAAGGAAUGAUCAGUGGGCAGACCAGCAGGGAGGGAAUUGAAGAGGACGCUGAACAACAACCCGGGGAAGAGCCCCCUGCCCCCAAGGGCGAUACAACGAGCAAGGAUCAGGGGGGUCCUCUUCCGAGGAAGACCUAUAAUUAUGACUACCUAAAUAAUAAGAAGGAUUUUUACGCAAAGGAGAAAGAUAAAAAUAUUUAUGUCCUUAUAAAUUGCGGAUGGGACGAUCAGUUCUGCACGGAAGACGUGAAGAAUGUGUUGCGGGUGUGCGAAUAUGUAGACGUCGUGCUACUCACGAACCACAGCCUGAGCUACGUGGGGUGCGCACCGCUGGUUUUCCAGGAACUACAAAAGAGGAAGAGGAAAAUCCCAAUCAUAUGCCACGAGUACGUCAAGUCGUACAGCAAGUAUGUCCUCCUGAGUUACUUCAAAUGUACGAACAAUUGCAAAUUUUUUAAAUCUUUUAAAGAGGAUGAAUAUUUAAAAAUCGUGAAUGAGCUCUUCUACAAUGUGACAUCGUUGGAGUUCAAUGAACACUACACCUUUAGGAAGAUGAUAUGCCAAAAGAAGAAAACAGUUUGUAUGCUUCCUAUGUAUUUUAUAAAUAAUGGAGACAACAUAGGAUCGUCUGCCGUAAUUAUAAAAUUUUUUAAUUCCAAAAUAUUGUACUCUGUGAAUUCCCACAUGUCUGAUUAUUCCUUCAUCGAAAAAUCGGACGUGUUGCAACAGUCUAAUGUGUUCACUUACAUUAGCAACUUUCGCUACACAAAUAAGAAUUACACCAAAAUGGCUGACAUGAAAAGCAUCCUGGGCAUCGUCAACAGAACGAUGAACAACCUCGGAUGUGUACUUCUCCCUGUGGAUAUCGACAGCGUUUUCCUGGAUCUCCUGUUCCACAUCAACGCCCUCCUGGAGGUCAGCAUGCAGAGAUACGUCCUCUUGUUCCUCUGUCCCUAUUCGGAAAACUUCACAAGGCUGCUGUUCGCUUCGCUGACCUACCUGAACAGCCACAUAAAAAGCAAUUUUCACAAAAACAGAAUAAAUAUUUUCAAGAUGAAAAACCUAGUAUGUAUAAACAACUACAGCGAUUUUAAAAAGUACGAAAAUGGGUAUUACAUUUUGUUUUCCUUCCCGGCCUCUCUGAACAACGACACGGUGAAGAAAAUCCUGUCGACGUUUCUCACCAGGAAGAAGAACGUAUUAAUAUUUACGAAGAGGUACUAUGCUCCGAGCUUUUCGCACCAAGUGUGUAGUCAUUAUUUUAGCCAUAGGGGUGAAAAGAACAAACCGGAGCUAUCCUUCUGCUUCAGCCAACAUGUAAAAUUCGAUGACGAAAAAUUGUAUGAAAUUUAUUUAAAAGAAAAAAAUAACAUCGAGAAGGACGCCGUGCUGAGCAAAGCAGCUGGUAAAAGAGUUAAGAAAAAGAAGGAGAAGGUGAGAAAAAAAAAAAAAAAAUCAAAGUUCAUUUUCGAGUCACAGGAAGAAAUGCUGUACAUAAAAAGGGAGGGUCACUUAAUCGGGAAGACAAACCUAGAAGGAAUAGACAAGCUGAAGCGGGAGGGCACUCCUGGUGAACAACUUAUAAAAAAGGAGAAGUACAAGCGGGAGGGAAGCCUCGGCCCCCACGCGGAAAACGGUAACAACGAUGACAACGGUAAUGACGAUGACGAUGAUGACGACGUGGACGAAGAUUCUACAGGGGAGGAAGACGAUCCCGACCUGGACGACGAAGAGGAAGAAACAGAAAGUGAAGAUGACGAUGACAAGGACAAUGAUAGUGAUGAUGAUGACCAUGACGAGGGGCCACACGAUCCGCAGAACUACAACGCGUAUUACCAUUCAGACGAAGAGGAAGAACAAGAAGGAGCGGACGAGGAUCCCAAAUUUCCUGGCGAGCUCUACAACCAUAGCGACCGCAAUGAGGACUACUCACAGGACGGAAUGGAACCCCCCAGAGGAAAAUCAAGAAAGGGAAAAGGCACCAUAAAAGAGGAAAAAAUAAACGAUAAUGAAUAUACUAAGUUUUCCAACCACCUUCUAAAGAAUGAACAGUCGGAUGAUCCAGACAACGCGUACUAUUCUCAUGUACACAACAUUGGUAAUCUUAAUAAGGACGCAAAAAAAAAAAAAGUAAGAAUAAAAGCAGAACCUGAAUCCAGUGAUGAUGAAGUAUAUGGACAUGAAAGUUAUACCAGCAGGCAUCCACUUUCAAAACACAGAGACCACAAAAGUAUGACAACAUUUGUAAAAAAUGAGCAGACAUUUACAAAUGAACAUGAUAAUGAUUUGGAUGAGAAUAACGAGGAGAACAGUUCCACCAACGAUGAGCGAAAGAGAACUUACCAAACGGUACACAUAUCAGAUUACUACCAAGUAAAAAAGAAAAAACUGCGUUCAGGAAAAAGGGUUAGAAAGGGGAGCAGCAUGGUAGAUGGAACUUACGAACAAAAUUGCCAUUCCUCGGAAACGCCCAAAAUGACAUGGAAAAAAAAAUUAAUUAAAUAUUUAAAAACCAUUCCUACCACUGUUCAGGAAGAGAAAGUUUCCAUUCAGGUAGAUUGCUCCGUAAGAACAUUUAACAUAGAAAAUUAUAUUAACCAGAAUGCCCUUAACAGUAUAAUACAUCUGAUGAAGCCCCAGAAUUUUGUCCUCCUUCCAAGUUGUAAUAAUUUCUUUUCUUUUCAUUUAGAAAUGUUACUGCACGCGUCGAUACAGCCCAUGGAUGAAGUAAAGUUCCACAGUUUUUACAUCCCCAAUUUUUCCAGCAGUGAAAAUAAGAGGAGCAUUUAUUUGAACCGCUACUUUUGCUCCAGUGGAAAAACUCUCGAUUCGGUUAGCAUUCCAUUAAGUGUUCGUUACGAGAAUGUGUGCAUAAAAAAUAUCUACACGAUGAUCAACACGGCCAAGGUUGCCGAUAAUCAGAUGAACGUUUUUAAAAUUAAGGCCACCAUGAGUUCCACAAGAGGCGAACCGAAUUCGCAGCUAUGUACCAGGAGGCGAAAACGGUUCAUUAACGAGCACAGCACCUUCUGGAGCGAAUUCAGCGAGGCGAACUACUCCCUUGCGAUAGACAACCAGGAUGAAGAGACACAAGAAGGGGAAAAAAACACAAAGGAAGAAAAGGAAAGUCAAAACCAGGGGGAACAAAAUACCCCCAAUGAAACGAACCAAAGUGGAGAUAAGGAAAAGUCGAAUGAGAAGAAACCCUUUUUGGAUUACUACAUGGAUGAUGAGGAAGCCAGCGGAGGAGCAACACAGGAGGAAGAAGAUCAGGAUCAUGCAGGAGAAUCAUCGGACGACUCCGACGCUUCGUCCGAAAUGCGGGACAUUCUCCCCAAUGAAGACAACACAAAUGAAGAACACACCCCAAGUGGUAGUAUCUACAUCGGUGAAGUCAGCAUGAAAAAUCUAUCCCAUGCUAUAAGUAGCACAUUUAAAAGAUCCUUAAACUUUACCCAAGAAAAUCAAAUCAUAAUUGACGGGAAGACAUGUGUUAAGAAGGAAGAGCGGGACAUAGCCACUCGAGGAACGAUGGGUAACAAAAAAGUCGAGAGAACAAAAAGGAAUAUCGUUUGGAAAGUUCAGAGCUCCCUAGACCCGUCAUUCUACAUUCUGCGAAACGUUCUGAAGGAUAUGUACAACCAUGUUUCUAUAUGA
Plasmodium coatneyi is the source of this 4153-nucleotide messenger RNA. RefSeq lists its product as uncharacterized. Bases 374 to 4153 code for a protein of 1259 amino acids. Gene Ontology annotation, cellular component: mRNA cleavage and polyadenylation specificity factor complex. The record is from RefSeq and is a predicted model, not a curated record. The transcript is spliced from 5 exons. Gene Ontology annotation, molecular function: RNA binding. NCBI's taxonomy places the organism in Eukaryota, Apicomplexa, Aconoidasida, Haemosporida, Plasmodiidae. Gene Ontology annotation, biological process: mRNA 3'-end processing by stem-loop binding and cleavage.